AUUCCUCGUCAGACCUCCUUGCCCUGUUUGUUGUGAUUUCUUCGGUAACGAAAGCCUUGAAAAGUCAAAGAUCCAGUGACACCUCUUCUUUUUCCAAUCGUUGUUGUCGCCGCAAGCAAUGUGCGCUCUAAUUUCAGUAUUCAAAUCUGGACAUAUUCCACUGUGUAUUGUAAUAGCUGUCCUUUUGUUUUAAGAGGUGAAAUCAGCGUGCCUGUCGCUUAGAGCCUCAGACGUGUAUCGUCACUGUUGAUGCGUUACCUGUUCCGACAAGGUGUUCCGAAAAGUUUUGAUAUUCCACGCAUCGCGCAGAACCAAUUGCGCAGGCCGCACGGUUCUUUUGUGUCGCGAAGUCACUGAUGCGUUUGUUGUUGUUUAGCCUUGGCGAAAAUUCCUAGACACCAGGUAACUGGUAUACGUAGGACUAGCAGGUGCCAGCUCGCGCCAGGGAUCCACGGCAGACCCUCGCUGCAUACCGGCCUUUCUCUCACCAAGCCCUGCUAUGGAGAAUGAGUCUGCGUGCGAAGUGUUGACAAGAUAGUUCUGAGUUGCGAAGUUGUCCUGUGUGAGCUGUGUGGUGUUAAUACAAGACGGGACCAUGCCUCGGUCAGCUCCACCGGCCGGCCGGACCAGCCACAGCCGGGCUUCAGCAUGGGAGGGCUGUGACGAUGACAUAAUUCUGGAGGUGCCACGGACACAGUCGGCCAUGUCCUCGGACGGGCGGACGAACUGGGCCCUGCGCAGUCGGAAGUCAGACGCGAACAAGGAAAUCGAAGAAUGGAUCUCUGACGUGAAGAGAGAGAAGAGCACGGUUCGGACGGCGGCACAGCCGGCAGAGAACUACACGGAACAGCGCAUGUUAGAGUCCAAGCUGUACGACUUGUCUAAGGAAAGGUACAAGUUCCUGUCGCAGGCGAACUACCAGCGGAAAGCCUUCCUGGACAAGCAGCAGCGGAAGACUAGCGUCAUGAAGGACUUGAUGCGGAAGGUGGACAGCGGCGCGUCCCACCCCCCUCUCCAGCGGCAGAACAGCCAGCUCAGCAGCAUUCCCUGCGACUCCGACGUCCUUUCACGUAAGGCCAGCUCUAUCGUACCUGCUGCUACCGAGACAACAGCGCCCCCAGCGCUUCCAGCGAGAAUUGCACGGGAGGACCUGUUGAACUCUUUAGUACAGACCACGCAGGCAUGGCAGCCCACGGCGGACCGCCGCUUCUCCAAGCUGGCAGAUGCCCUGUCUCCGAAAUACGAGACGAACAAACAAGUAAACGUGGACCAUAUCCUGAAGAGAUACCCUGACCGGAUGUCGGCUGCUGGUUCUACGGCGACACAGUCAUCAAGAAGGCCCGUAUUCGGCAGGCCGCGUGGACGGAAUGUGGUCAUAUGACAUUGACCUUUGUCUUCGAUAUAGUAAUAGUGGUCUAAGGUUUAAUCUCCAAGCAGAUCUUUUGGGUGGACAGUAUCGAAUUGGCCAGACGGUAUCCAAUACGCCACCCAAGAGCGACCAAUGGUUACAGGCGGCCAAUGGUUACAGGCGGCCAAUGUAGACUCCCUUGCCCCAGAGAAUCUGCUUUGAGAUUAUCCAUAAGCUUAUCUUCAUAAGAGACCGACUCCUGUACUAGUAGUAUCUAGUACAUGUACGAUAUUGAUCUCAAGUCCACAUAGCUAUUUGAAUUGCAAUAUGCUUGUGGAACAGCCAAUUUGGCAUCUUUUGUGGGAAAAUUUGUUUUAACUUAAGUAUUUCGAUAGACCUUUUAGCGUCCUGAUAGAAAGGGGAGAUGGGAAGGGGAUAGAUCAUGUUGAUAUGCACCAUCUAGCGGAUCACAUGAGGAUGACAAGGCCUGUGGCAAGGCAUGCGCAAUGUUCGUAGUUACAUAUCAUGUGGUGAGAAAAGUGUGAGUUUAACUGUAGAUUUCCCUCUUCGACAAGGGUGCGCCAUAUUUUGAUAUUCUCAUAAAACUUAGAUAAACAAAAGACGUUGUAUAGUACAUACACCAUGUACAUCCUUACGUCAUUAUUGUGUGUAGGAUAAGAAUAGAUCUAGAAAAAUCCAUGAUGUCAAUGCAAACUGUUUUUCAAGAAACGCGUGUUUAGUAAUUAUGCCGAGUUUGACCAGAGUCAGACAUUGCAUGCGUUAGUUAGUUGGCCAGUUCAUAAAGAGAAGGCCAUUGUUGUAUACUGGUGUAGAUGUAACCUUUUUAUAUUUUUCUAAAGCACCGUCCUUUAAUUUGUAAAUCUUUAAUUUCAGCAGUGCUAUUAGUAUUUGCUAGAUAAAGCGGACCGCUGGUUGUUUUUCAAUGAAUGUAGCUAAGCAGGUCUCAGAGUCUCUAACAAAUACCACCGUCCAUUAUUUGCACGUAUUACUAUAGAUUGGGAUCUUUUAAAAGCGAAAUAUAUGGAUAUGUGAUAUUACCAAUCAAAAAUGUAUAUCCAGUUGAAAUCUAUCCUCUAAUUUAUGGAACUACUUCUUUCUACAGAGAAAGCAGCUAUGGAAAUGUUCCGUCCAAGACAAAACCCGUCCAUGACAUUUUUCCCAAGGUCACUAAAUUAAAGCCGUCCGUUGAAUUAAUAACCCUUAUGCAGCUUUAUGUGAACUUGCUAAUGUUGAAAACAGAAAUAAACACGUCCUUUUGC
Messenger RNA from Branchiostoma belcheri (Belcher's lancelet), 2628 nucleotides. RefSeq lists its product as uncharacterized. The record is from RefSeq and is a predicted model, not a curated record. NCBI's taxonomy places the organism in Eukaryota, Metazoa, Chordata, Leptocardii, Amphioxiformes, Branchiostomatidae. The coding region runs from base 596 to 1381 and encodes 261 amino acids. The transcript is spliced from 4 exons.